Aspergillus campestris IBT 28561 is the source of this 473-nucleotide messenger RNA. RefSeq lists its product as uncharacterized. The transcript has a single exon. Bases 84 to 425 code for a protein of 113 amino acids. Lineage: Eukaryota; Fungi; Ascomycota; Eurotiomycetes; Eurotiales; Aspergillaceae. The record is from RefSeq and is a predicted model, not a curated record.
ACCGUGGGAUCAUCCCAACUAAUCCUCUUCUGGGGGGAUGAGAUGCAAAGCCAGGCUGCAAGAAGCCCAGCCAGCCAGGCACAAUGCAGGGAAGGCUGCAAGGUCCUGCCCGUGCGUCCUCUUACAGGUGUACUCUAACCUUGUGUAUGUGUGCGUAUGUGUAUGAAUGGCUGGAUGUGUGUAUGUAUGUAUGUAUGUAUGUAUGUUUGGACGUAUGCAGGUACGUACGGAUGAAUAGAUGGAUGUCGUCCAACUUUGUCAUUUCGACAACUCGAGGGCUGUGGAAUCUCGGAUGUCACGCCGUCGUCGUCCUCGGGCAGGUCCUCCACGAGGGAGCCAGUCCGAAUUGUGACCAGUCUAACCGCUGGUGGAGUUCGAGACCCUCAAGGAGACCGGAGAUCGAUCCACUCCGGCAGUGUGGCUGAGGGCGUUAAAGCAAGCCGAUAAUACCAGACGGCGUCACUAAUGUGAUU